UUUGACUUCACAACUCAUUUGGCAUCAGCAGCAACAUUAAAUCAAAUACAGAUACCUGCAAACUUGUGAUCAGCAUAAAUUCUCCCCCUCAAAUGUUUUUACUAUAUAUAGCCUUCUCAGAAUAGAAAUGUACUUACCAAUAAGCUGAAUGGACAGUCUCAUAUGCAAGUACUGCCGAGAAAGAUCGUCUGUGACACCAAGCACACAGUACAUCCGUUGCCAUGGAUGCCAAAGAGCUUUAUCAGUAGGCAGUACCGAAGAUGAAGUGCUUCCCAAAGGCUUGAGCCUAGAGACAAGAAAGAAGAUGACUGAAGAAAAGGAGCGCUGCCUUAGAGUUAGGAAGAAGUUUUUAGGCAGUAAUAGUCAACAUGGGCAAAUCAGCAAUCAACCUCCUUCUGUUAUUACCCAAGAUCCACCGGCAAAAGGGAAGCGUGCACUCCUUUGUGGAGUCACCUACAAGAAACAGAAGUAUGAGCUCAGGGGAACAGCACAGGAUGUGAAGAACAUGAGAGAUCUACUAGUUAAGCGAUUCGGAUUCCUGGAAGAAUCAAUCCUCAUACUCGCAGAAGACGAGGCGUAUAGGCCUCCAACAAGGAAGAAUAUUGAAGAUGCCUUUCAGUGGCUGAUGAGGGGCAUUCAGUCUGGGGACUCCUUGGUAUUCUACUUUUCAGGCCAUGGCUUGCGACAACGUGAUUUCCAAGGUGAUGAAAUUGAUGGGUUUGAUGAAACCAUCUGCCCCGUUGAUUUUCAAAGUAAUGGAAAUAUCUUGGAUAAUUACAUCAACAAAGCCAUUGUCAGACCGCUGAUUCCAGGUGUCACACUUCAUGCUAUCGUUGAUUGCUGUCACAGUGGAACUAUGCUUGACUUACCACAUGUGUAUAACAUAAACACGAGAAAAUGGGAUGACAACCGUCCUCCUUCCGGCACUUAUAAGGGUACAAGUGGUGGGAGGGCAAUCUGCUUCAGUGCAUGUGAAGAUUAUCAGCAGGCUGCAGAUACAACAGCUUUCUCAACAGAAAGAGAAAUGACUGGUGCCAUGACACACACUUUUAUAAGAGCAAUCGAAGAGGCAGUUGCCAGCAACAAACAAAUAACUUACCAGGGCAUACUGGAUUCAAUGCACGAGACUCUCAAGCAAGCCCAUAAAUCAGGAUUUCGUGCUGGAAUACGCAGGCUUUUCCACCGCAAGAUCUUACAGGACCCACUGUUAUCAUCUACUGAAGAGUUCAGCACCAGCACAGAGUUCAAGCUGUAGCAUGCAGAGUUGAAAAAUACAAUAAAAGAACAGAAAAAGGGAAUUAAAAUUUUACACAACUUCUUUUUGGCAGGUUUCAUCCCCUCAAGAAACUUGUUUUCAGUGACUGCUGACUCCCAUAUGUCCAGCGCUUCCUUUCAUGGUCUUCAAACUGUUUGUUAAUUUCCACAUGAUGUCCUCUUGUAAUAACCAUGCCCGAUGGUAUACACUUUUCAUUUCUUAAAUAAUUCUAAUUUUACGUUGAGGUUUUGUCAUAUCAUAUACUGAGAUUUUGAAAAUUAACAACUAUUUCUAUCUCUCCUGCCACAAACAUUUUCUGGGUUGUAUUGAACAGAGAAAUGUUGCAUUUUUCCAAGAAACUUCAUUCAUUUUAUUCAAUCUGAUGAAACUAAAUCAACAUUCAAAUUACAGAAGAGAGAUCUGUACCACCCUAAUAGUUCCAACUGAACAUAAAAUACCAGCUAAUAGAAUUGUGCACUUCCAACUUAACAUAACACCAG
Molecule: messenger RNA, 1755 nt
Organism: Sesamum indicum (sesame)
Lineage: Eukaryota; Viridiplantae; Streptophyta; Magnoliopsida; Lamiales; Pedaliaceae
Product: metacaspase-1
Biological process (GO): proteolysis
Cellular component (GO): cytoplasm
Molecular function (GO): cysteine-type endopeptidase activity
Source: RefSeq, a predicted model, not a curated record